ACCGGGGAGUUGUGGGGUCGGGAGAGGGUGCCCCGACAAGGGGCGACCCUCGGCCCCUCGGUGAGAAACGCUGAAGUAAAUGUAACCCCGCUAAGGUUUGUGCUUGCCCAGCAUGUCCGGCGAGUUGACCGAAAGUGUCAUCAAGGGAAUAAUCCGCAAAGUCGGACUGGAGUGCGCUGCCCAGGGACAAACCCUGUCUGAAACCUUGGUGGCGUUCAUGGUGAGAGCUGUUGUUUUAGAUCCAAGAAAUGGCUUUAAUAUGGAUCAAAUCCUUACAGAAAAAGAUGUGCAAGAUCUUAUCCAGCUCUGUGUUACCAGACUGCUUGACACAACAAAUCCAUCCCUGAGCACAAUUAAGAUGCAAGUUUACUUUGAUAUGAACUAUGCCAACCGAGCUGAAUUACUCCGUGAGCAGCAGCGCAUUCUGGAAGGAAAACUGGCUCCUGUGGUCAGAGAUAUCACAGAUAAUUGUCCUCCUGUGCAAGAAGAAAUAGAGAAAGUGUAUCAAAAUAUUGUUACCUAUGCACUGCUGAGCUCUGGCCUGGGAUCCCCUACAGAUAUUGAGGCUAUCAGGGAGGUAACAGCUGCCUUGCAGAGUGUAUUCCCCCAGACAGAGAUGACUGCUUUCAUUUCACUCAAUAAGAAGGACAAAGAACAACAGCUGAAAAAUCUUGCCAUGCUAGUCAUGGGAAUUCGGUUGUACAACAAGGAGUGCGGGAAAGGAGGAAGGAGCAUUGACGACUUGCCAGCCAUUCUGAAUGAAGCCAUUCCAUCAGCUACACAGACUGUCGAUGAAGGUCUUAAUACCUGCCACAUGCUAGCUCACAAGUAUACAGCUCUGUUGGAAUCCAUGCAGGAAGACUCCCACAGAUAUAUGCAGCUUAGUUCAUUUAAAUUAAAAGAAGCACUUUUCAAUGUGAGACAGUAUGAGGCCUUCCUUUGCAUCCUUCUGUCUGAUGCAAUUACUAGUGCUCAAGAAGUUGAAACCUUGAGUGUUCAGUUUGCAGCAACAAUGAUGCAAUUGAAAAACACAGUGCAGGAUAAGAUUUCCAUAGAUUCCGAAGAAGUUUUUCCUCUCUUUCUUGAACUUUCUAAACUCUGGACCAGCUUUCAGGAUGAAAUGCUACUGCUAAGCUUCCUCACAAGUAUGACUAGCAAUCUCCAACAGUUCUUGGAAAUCCAGUCACAGCUUUUUCCUGAGGAAGUGCUAACAUCUCUUCUGGAAGGAGUGACUGUGAAAAGUGAUGAGGAAAGGAUAAGAGAAACCAUGGGAACCAGAGUGAAUGUUUCUGAUUUCAAGAACCAAGAAUGGCUUUUUCCAGAGACUACUGAUAAUUUUGAUCAGUUGCUAAUCCAGUACCAUAGUUUCUGUGCACAUGCAAUUGGUGUGAAAGGCCUCACCCUACCAGUUUUUUCCUCUUUUUUAGGAAAUCCUGCUAUUGGAAUUUUGAAGCACAAGGCGAAAUGUUAUGUUUUCAGUUCCAAAGAAGCUGCAUGCACCUUUGCUCAAGAUCCAGAUAAAUUCAUUCAGUUGAAUGUAGAAAAAGCAAAAGAAUAUGCAGAGCUAAUUCAAUUGCUUGAGCUCCAUCAUCAGUUCGAAUACCUUUUUCCUCAUGCACAGGCGAGAAUUGCAGACAAAUGUUUGAUGAAACCAACUGCAAAAUGUGACAGUAGUACUCAAACUGAUACUCAUAUCUUGCCUCCAACUAUUGUGAGAUCCUAUGAAUGGAAUGAAUGGGAACUGAGAAGAAAAGCUAUAAAAUUGGCCAAUUUGCGUCGCAAAUUAACUCACGCCAUGCAGACUGAUCUCAGCCAUAUGAAAAGAGAGAACUUCACCCAAGUGUACUUGCCAAAAGCUGUCGGCACCCAGACUAAGCGUGACAAUUCCAGCAAUGUACCCAGACCACAGAUUUUCUUGAAAGGUCUCCGAGGACGAUCCUCUCCUACUACUCAUAUGGUCAAAGUAGACUUAACAAGAGCAGCAGAUGAAACCUAAGUGGAAAUGAGAAACCUGAAGACACGUAUUGAAUGUGUAUAUAAAAAUCCCUGAAUAUAUCUGAAUUAAGGUAUUAAAGAUUUUGCUGUGUCUGUUGA
This is a messenger RNA of Neopelma chrysocephalum (saffron-crested tyrant-manakin), 2094 nucleotides long. It is a transcript of the gene CFAP206, whose product is annotated as cilia and flagella associated protein 206. Bases 113 to 1996 code for a protein of 627 amino acids. Gene Ontology annotation, biological process: sperm axoneme assembly; regulation of flagellated sperm motility; regulation of cilium beat frequency. The transcript is spliced from 12 exons. The record is from RefSeq and is a predicted model, not a curated record. Lineage: Eukaryota; Metazoa; Chordata; Aves; Passeriformes; Pipridae. Gene Ontology annotation, cellular component: axoneme; ciliary basal body.